CGGCUGCUGGACCGCGGGCGCGCCCAGGUAAGGGGGCUCCGAGCGCGCAGUGCGGACCCUCGCGGGAACCUGCGCCGCCGCCACCAUGUCUCAAGAAGGUGUGGAGCUGGAGAAAAGCGUCCGGCGCCUCCGGGAGAAGUUUCAUGGGAAGGUAUCCUCCAAGAAGGCGGGGACUCUGAUGAGGAAAUUUGGCAGCGACCACACGGGAGUGGGGCGCUCUAUCGUGUACGGGGUAAAGCAGCAAGAUGGACAGGAACUGAGUAAUGACCUGGAUGCCCAGGACCCACCAGAGGAUAUGAAGCAGGACCAGGACAUCCAGGAUGUGGCGACCUCCCUCCUGCCACUGACAGAAGCCAACCUCCGCAUGUUCCAACGCGCCCAGGAAGACCUCAUUCCCGCUGUGGAUCGGCAAUUUGCCUGUUCCUCCUGUGACCAUGUCUGGUGGCGGCGCGUACCCCAGAGGAAGGAGGUGUCCCGGUGCAGGAAAUGCCGAAAGCGCUAUGAGCCCGUGCCCUGUGACAAGAUGUGGGGUGUGGCUGAGUUCCACUGCCCGAGGUGUCGGCACAACUUCCGCACUCACACCCACUCCUGCUCGGCUGCCGAUUGCUACAACCGGCGAGAGCCCCACAUGCCUGGGACGUCCUGCGCACACCCCAAGAGCCGAAAGCAGAACCACCUGCCCCAAGUCCUGCACCCCAGCAACCCCCACAUCAGCAGUGGCUCCACUGUGGCCACCUGCCUGAGCCAGGGGGGCCUCCUGGAAGACCUGGACAACCUCAUCCUGGAGGACCUAAAGGAGGAAGAGGAGGAGGAGGGGGGUGGGCACAGGGAGUGACCCCUGACAGGGGCAGAGGCAAACCAGACACGCUCUGUGGAGAUUCUGUGUUGUUAUAAAAUAUGAGCUCAAACUGCGAUCUAAACGCCCUUCUGGAGCCAUUUGGGUCUAAGAUACCAGCAGGGGGGAUUCUUGGGUCCCGUUUUCAGGGGAGCAGAUCCACAACGUGGGAUGUGGCCCCCGCUAAGUCACAAAGCAAGUGUGGCCAGGACAACUUGGGCUCCUGCUGACAAAUGUCCCCUGGGACCUGAGGGACAGAUAGACGGAUGGUCACAGCCUCAGGGGCCGGAUCAGCAUGGCGGCCUUCUUGAGAGAGUAAGCCCCGCCACGAAACUCAGCCCAGUAGACACCAUCUUGGUAGCGGCUGCGGUAAUGGCCACCGCGGUGCCACACGCCGUUGAGGUUCGAGUGGGCACAGGCGUGGUACCACCAGCCUCCCCGCUGGUACAAGGCACAGUUACCUGAGGGGAGAGAAAACCCAUAUCCUGUCACCAAAAUAAAAGCCUCUACCACUACCUCACUAGUGCAAGGCUUUUGUCAGGCAUCCCCUGGCCCUUCUCACUCUUACUGAAUAUAACCUCGAUCCUCCCUCUCUCCAG
Messenger RNA from Odobenus rosmarus divergens (Pacific walrus), 1434 nucleotides. It is a transcript of the gene SHFL, whose product is annotated as chromosome unknown open reading frame, human C19orf66. NCBI's taxonomy places the organism in Eukaryota, Metazoa, Chordata, Mammalia, Carnivora, Odobenidae. The coding region runs from base 86 to 835 and encodes 249 amino acids. The transcript has 8 exons. Gene Ontology annotation, biological process: innate immune response; viral translational frameshifting. Gene Ontology annotation, molecular function: sequence-specific mRNA binding; ribosome binding. The record is from RefSeq and is a predicted model, not a curated record.